Molecule: messenger RNA, 2107 nt
Organism: Cololabis saira (Pacific saury)
Lineage: Eukaryota; Metazoa; Chordata; Actinopteri; Beloniformes; Belonidae
Product: SH3 and cysteine-rich domain-containing protein 2-like
Exons: 11
Coding region: 293-1531 (412 amino acids)
Biological process (GO): skeletal muscle contraction; positive regulation of voltage-gated calcium channel activity; positive regulation of protein localization to plasma membrane
Cellular component (GO): extrinsic component of cytoplasmic side of plasma membrane
Molecular function (GO): protein binding
Source: RefSeq, a predicted model, not a curated record
AGCACUGACAGGUUGAUGAGAGCUGCGGGAGGCUGGCGGCGUAUCCAGCAACACUGCACAAGUCCUUAUCGGAUAUUUCCUUUUCACUCGUCUUAUUUCCACCAGUAAUUUCCAUCACUUCUUCCCGGGAAAGAUGCUGUCGGUAAAAGAUGAAUUGACGGUCUAAAUUGGCCCUUCUCUUAACGCCGGGCGGCAGCGAUGUUUGAACUUCUGUAGGAAUAGCUCCCUGCAACAUUUUUUUUUCCACGACGGAGUCCAGUUUUGCUGCUGAAUGAGCAUUUUCUGACUCGAGAUGACGGAAAUCACCGAAAAGGAGAAUGUUCCUCAGAACCGAGACCUUCACCGACAGAGCACGGCGACCAGCCAGCCGGAAUCAAAGCUGCAGCGACUGAAGCGCUCAUUGUCUCUCAAAUCCGUCAUACGCAGCAAGAGUGUGGACAACUUUUUCCAGCGCAGCAAUGGUGAAUCACGGUCACCCUCAGCCCUAAUCACCACUCUUCCACCUUUGCCAUCUCCUCCUCCCUUCUCAGAGACCCCACUGGGCUAUGAGCGUUCUCCUUCUCUAUCUCCGUCUAUUAGUCCUAACCCUUCAUUGUCAUCACAUUCCCCGUCUAUCAGUCCGUCAUUUUGUGUGACCUCCAAGACUCAGCUAAAGUCUCAACUAGGCAAGACCCACUGUUUCCAGGAGCAUGUCUUCCGUAGGCCUACCACCUGCCAGCGUUGCAAACAUAUGAUCCAAGGGAACUCCAAACAGGGUCUGCGUUGUAAGGCUUGUAAGAUGGCAGCCCAUCUUUGGUGCUCCUCUGAGCUCUCCCAGCUGGUCUGUAAUGGAAAGACAGGAGCUUUCAAGAGAAACUUCAGCUCUCCGCUGCUUACUAUUGAUCCACUGGACGUAGUCAGAGAGGCUCCUGCUGCCCAGGAGGCAGAUGCUGUUACUAUUGACCCUGUGUACGAGGCUCUGCGCUACGGGACGUCACUGGCUCAGAUGAGUCGAUCCAGCAUUGGCAGCAUCUCCGAAUCGCCCUGUCAUGAGGAAGAAAAACUGCAAGAUAAACUAGAAAACCAGCCCAUAGCUGAAGAAGAAAAUAUUCCAGGAAUGCUUACCCCUCCUGAAAGUGAGAAGGCUGAUUCAGAAGACAGGGUCAGCCUAAAGACUCCAAAGCGAGUGCAGGUUCACGCCAUUCACACCUAUGUGGCCCUCUACAAGUUUCUGCCUCAGGAGAAGAACGAUUUGGAACUACAGCCUGGUGACAGAGUUCAAGUCACAGAUGACUCCAAUGAAGACUGGUGGAAGGGGAAAAGCAAAGACAAGGUGGGAUUUUUCCCGGCCAACUUCGUGCAGCGGGUCCGCCCUGGUGAGCGGGUGUGGAAGGUCACCGCCGGUUUCCAUGGUAACCGAGACAAAGGCCAGAUGACUGUGAAAGAGGCCCAGAUCUGUGUGGGGAAGAACGAGGAGAUUGAUGGCUUCCUCAAGCUCAGCAGCGGGAAGAAGCGAGGCCUGGUGUCUGAGAAUUGUCUCCUGGAAAUAUGACGGCCACGCAGUCCUCCCUGACCCUCACUUUGAUAAAGGAGCUCACAUUGAUGGAGGAAUACUCAGGAGUGUUUAGCCAGCACCUCACUGACAACCAAACACCCACCUCCACCCCUCCCCGAAACAGCAGUGAAUUAGCAGCUUGAGGGGUUGAUAACCUGCUGCUUUGCUUUUUACUGCAGGAGUCUUUACUACGCAGGAGCUUCUUUAGAGCUACUUUUCUUGUAGCACUACUUCACUUUGUGUGGUAUUCCGUACACUCAAGAGAAAUGUAGCAUUUUAUUAAAGAGAAUAAGAGGAGGAAGUCUGGCUACCUCAUUAGCCAUCUCCACCUUCUCUGGUCACCUUCUUGCAGAAAAGGAGACAGGACUACUUUGUUAUGAUGUCAAGGCACGUCCAAGGCAGUUACGAGCAAACGUUGUUUGAUUGAUUGUUUGUGUAGAGAAACCAAGGCAUAAAAGAAAAGCUGAUCGCUGUUCUUGCUUGUACACAUUUUAUUUGAAGAGACUGAGUUCAGUAGAUUUAAAUAAUUAGGUAAACCAUAAUUGGCAAGUUUUGUUUUUGAUGAUCACAAGA